Molecule: messenger RNA, 531 nt
Organism: Striga asiatica
Lineage: Eukaryota; Viridiplantae; Streptophyta; Magnoliopsida; Lamiales; Orobanchaceae
Source: the annotation of a GenBank genome assembly
AUGGAAAAUCUCUUGUGUAAUGAAGUUUGGCUAAUGAGCCCCAACAUUCUCCUCGAUAAUACGAAUGUACAAGAAAAAGACGAACCUCAUAAAGUCGAUUUUUGGACUGAAGAAGAUUGUGAAGAGGCUUUGAGUGUGUUUAUAGGCAAGGAAGAUGAUUACUCACCCGAACGAGGCUACUCGGAGCUUGUCGUGAACGAUGAUUUGAUUCGAAAUGCUCGGUUUAAAGCAGUUAAUUGGCUCAUUAAGUUCUUGGAGUUCAAGCAUUGUGUUGUGGCAACAUCUGCAGUGAGAAGUACAGUUGAACAUUUAUUGCCAUCUACAAAAAUGGCUCCACUUGCAAAUAUAGAAGCUUUCAUCCCUCAAGAUCAUAAGGAUGAUUUGAUCAAGUGUCGAAGGAUGAUAGCGAAACUAAUGGUGCAAGAUCACGAAAGGUUCGUUCGUGUGAAAAAUUACUGGCAUGGCCCUUUAAGCCCUGUGACCGUGUUGAAAGUGGACCUUUUUGAGCUGAAAUCAGGUCGAAAGAGGAAG